Molecule: messenger RNA, 4483 nt
Organism: Drosophila rhopaloa
Lineage: Eukaryota; Metazoa; Arthropoda; Insecta; Diptera; Drosophilidae
Product: RRP12-like protein
Exons: 10
Coding region: 91-4248 (1385 amino acids)
Source: RefSeq, a predicted model, not a curated record
UUUAACGGAAGAGCGGUCACACUACUUCGCACGUGUUGCGAUUUGUUUUUUUUUAUUGGCUACUUUCCUUGAUCAAUUCUAGCGUGGAUUAUGGGCAAAUUUCGAUCGAAGCUUAAGCGCCAUGGCAAGGGGAAGACGUGGAGCAAGGGCCAGUCGGCCACCUCCAAUCCCGACCAGAUGAAGCACCGCCUGAAAGCCAAAUCGCGUUUCUUCCAACCCAACUUGAGUUUGGCGGCUGCCAAAACCACUGGCCUAACAUUGGAGGCGGUCCACAAGCACGAGCAAAGACAGGCUUACAAUGCGGAAACCACGACGGUUAACGAUGUGGCCGGCAGUUUGAGGAGCUUCAAACUGGACGACGAAGACGAUGGGAUGUCCGGAUCCGGUACAGCUCCCACCGGCACCUUCAAGACCUUCCAGACCUUCGCCUCCAACUACAGCAGCUGCAGUAACACCAGUUUCCGGAAACUUCUCACCGGCUUCCGGGCCUCCUCUGAUCUUCACAAGGAGAUGCUGGCCAUUCUGAGCGCCCUCACCGAAAUAAUCCGUGAGAACGGCGGAGGCGAGUCGUCCACGGAGUAUUUUCUGCUGCUCAUGGAGCAGAUCGAGGCGGCCACCGAGGAGCGAGACAUCGUGGCCGGCGUGGCGCUGCUUUCCAUGGGCAUCAAGUCAGUUCCGGCUCCAGUUUUGAGGAAGCGGUUCGCCCAGACCGCCGCCACCAUGCAGGCGCUGCUCCAGCGAUUCGUAGAGGCCACCAACCAGUCGGUCAUCCGAUAUGUAAUUGGCUGCUUGUCCGUCCUCCUGCGUGCCCAGGAUUAUGCGACGUGGACGUACAGCUCAACUUUCCAGUACUUUGAUGCCCUGCUCGCGUUCAGCAUUCACUCCAAACCGAAGAUCCGUAAGGCGGCCCAGCAUGCGGUGGUCUCCAUCAUACACGGCAGCUGCUUCAUGCUGCCGGCCGUCAAGUCCGAGGAGGAUGAGGAGGAUUCGGCGGAGAAAAAGAAGGCGGCGGAACAGCCUAAGGUGAAGCAUCAUCCCGCCAGUAGUCGGGUGACCAAGUUCUGUUUGGCCCAGUUCAAGCCAGAGGUACUGGCCAAUGCCCAGACGACGGUGCUCCAUACGUUGGCGCUGCUCAAGGACACACUAUCCGGUUUCCGGACGGAGGACAUACGCAGUGUUUGCGAGCACCUGCUAUCUAUUAUGACUGCGGCCAACGUGCUGGUCAGGACGAAUUGUUUCCAGGCGCUGCAUGCCCUCUUCCUGACGAGGAGUCCCAACUUGAAUGCCUCACUGUGUGCAAAACUACUGGCGGCCAUCCACGAAUAUCGGCCGGACAGAAGCGAUGUGCGGCAGACCCUCGCCUGGGUAACAGUGCUGAAGGAGGGCCAUCUCCACUUGGCCACCCUGCAGCUGGAUCUUUGCAUGCAGGCCUUGCCCCGUCUGGUUGAUGUCUGCACCACGGAUCUGUGGCUCUCGGAGCGAACGGAGCUGGUUGUGGGUGUCUCGAAUUGCAUCAAGGAGUUGCUGCAGGACUGUGUGGCGCUGGCAUGUGCCACGGCGGAGGAUGCACAGCGAAACCGGUCGAGUGUGGCCAGGAUCAUCGUUUCGCUUCACAAGGUGCUAAAUGCUCCCUUCGGGGAAAUCUCCAAAUAUGUGAUCCUCAUAUUUGCCGUCGUCUUUGAGGCAUGCGGCAAGCAAUUUGGUUCGGAACUCACACCCUCCCUGCUGACGAUCUCCAAGCGGUACGACAGCAAGAGCGGCCAUCGUCUGCAGAUCGAGCACACCCUGAUCAGCGCCAUCAAGGCAUUAGGGCCCGAACUGAUCCUGACAGCGAUACCCCUUGCCGAUGGCAGGGGCGGUAUGCAGCUGGAGCGAUCCUGGCUGCUGCCCCUUCUUCGCGAGGGAGCCAACGGGGCUAGUCUACAAUUCUUUAAAGAGAAGAUCGUGCCGCUGGCCAUUGACUGCCAGCAGAAGUGGAAGGAGUUCACCGAGGCCAAGAACAAGUCCUCGUCCCACAUCUACGAGCUGUUGUGCUGUCAGUUGUGGGGCCUGUUCCCUGGCUUCUGUCGCAAGCCAAGAGAUCCGGAAUACUUGCAACAGCUCGCACCCACUUUGGGUGCCGCUCUGGAAAAGAAUCCGGAGUUUAGGCCACCCAUUUACGAUGGUCUGAUGGAGCUACUCGACGACAGUCAGAGCGAAGAAUGCCUUCAGGCUAUUGGCCUGUAUGCCAAGAACUUUCUGCCUCGCCUAUUCAAUAUCUACACGCAAAAACCGAAUGGAACUUACGAGGCCGAUCAGCGGAAGCGUGUCUUGGAUGUGAUUCGAUUGUAUAUAUCACGGGCUCCCGCUGAAGUUCAGCUGCAGCUCUUCGAAAACGCCCAGGGGCAAUUGGCAGCCAGUGCCGUGGCCAGUUUCGAAUACGAUGCUCUGUUUGAUAUUAAUGCUGCUAUUGUGCGUGUGCAAAAGUGCCGUGGAAUCGAAAUAUAUUUCGAGAAGUACUUGGCUCCCAUUUUGAGGAACGAUAAAUCCAAAUUGGUCGCCAAGGAUGAGCAGAAACUGAAGAAACAGCAGAGGAAGACCUACGAACUCCUUCGGGAACUGAUGACCUCGGAGCAGGCAUCGUGCCAGAAGUUCACCCGUAAGAACACCAUUGCCCUACAGAAAAUUCUUCUCGAGGCAUUCACCACCAGCUGUAGCGUUUGCCAGGCAUCGCGAUUGUACUGCCUGAAAUCCCUGAUGGAUUGCCGCAGCAAUCUGGUGUACAACGACCAGCUAGUGAUGAAGGCGAUUCCGGAGGCGGUGCUCAACUACAAGGAAUUCUCCACGCGCAAGGAGCAAGUGGCCGAGCAGCUAAUCAAAAAUAUAACGCAACUCUACCAGGAUGCGGGCAAGAUCAACGACUUUGUGGACAUCCUGACGGCAGGAUUUACCGGCGACGAAUCGCUGGUGACGAACACGAUCCUGGCCUUCAGGGCUGUGCUCCAGCAGCAAGGCCAACAUUUAACGGUGGCCACGCUGGAGUUUGUCCUGCAACAGGUGUCCGUUUUCCUCGUGCAGAAGUCCCGCAAUCAAUCGGAGGCAGCCGUUGCCUUCCUGAUCACUUUCAUCAAGGUGAUGCCCAUUGCGCUGGUGUCUAAUCACCUGGAGACGAUUAUGCGCGCCUUGUCUGCCAUGACUAAGGACACGAAGCGCUACUGUCGUAUUCAGAUCGGUUACUUCCUGAAGAAGCUUUGCAAGCGCUUCAGCACCGAAGAGCUGGCCCGCUUCGUCCCCGGAGAUGAUGACGUGACCCACCGGCGGCUCAAGAAGAUCCGCAAGCAGAUGCGCAGGGAUACGCGCAAGAAGCAAAGCGAGGAGGCCCAGGCGGAUAGCUCCGAUGAGGAGCUUGGCGGCGGACUGGAGCAGAAGAGCUACACCAUUGAUGAUAUUCUGGCUGACUCCGACUCGGAUCUGCCCGAGGAUAUGGACGCGGAGGAAGAGGGCGGAGCCGGAACAGCUGCCGGCAAGCGAAACAAGAAAUCCAAACAGCAGAAGAGCACUUACAUUCGCGAGGAUCCCGAAGAGAUUGUCGAUUUGGCCGAUCUCAAGUCCAUUGGCAAUGUGCUGACUAGUGGCUCUGCCCAAACGGCCACCACUGCCAAGAGCCUAAAGGCGAAACCCCAGCUGCCGAAUGGAGGCUUCAAGACUGCCGACGAUGGACGCCUGAUCAUCAGCGACAAGGCCCUUCGCGGCCAGGGAGGAAACGAUGAGUCUGACUCCGACUCCGAUUCCGACGCAUCGAUGGCCGAUGGCACUGCAACCAAGGAGCCGAAGGCCAAGCGCGGAAUGGAGGACGAUUCCAGCGACGAAGAGGAGCUGCAGCAGCAGCAAUCGGGUGGAAAGCGGACACGCAAGGGCGGCGACGCGAUGAGCACGAAAUCCGGCAAAACCACCGCCAGCAGUCGUUACACAGCCGGUGGAAAGGGCAUCCAUCGACAGCUGGCGGCUGGAAAUUCGGAUGCCAUGUCCGUGAAAUCAGGAAAGUCCACCAGCCGACCAGCAGGCAACGAAUACAGCAGCAAAAAGGCCAAGGGCGACAUGAAGAAGCGCGGACAACUGGAUCCCUAUGCGUACAUACCACUUACAAGGAAUAACCUAAACAAACGAAAACGUUCGAUGAACUCGCGGAAAUUCAAGAGUGUUUUGCGAGGAGCUGGCGAUGAUACUGGAGGAGCAGGCAGCGGCCGGGUGACAAAGAAAUACAAAUAGGGUGAAUUAUCAAGCCACUAACUAACUGGAUCAUAAAGCUAUAGAGAUAUAUAAUAACAGCGGGAUAGUGCGCACGUCUGAUAAACAAACUAAGACGUUGAUGCUUAUUCCCCUGUUACCUUGCUUAAGUACAUAAAUAUAACUAAUAAUGUAUGCAUGUGGAGACGUUGUAAAUGCCAGAGAUAAUGUAAAAAAACCAAAUAGUCAUGUAUUAAAUGAAAACAGUUUUUUUUAA